Molecule: messenger RNA, 663 nt
Organism: Quercus lobata
Lineage: Eukaryota; Viridiplantae; Streptophyta; Magnoliopsida; Fagales; Fagaceae
Product: translation initiation factor IF-2-like
Exons: 2
Coding region: 1-663 (220 amino acids)
Source: RefSeq, a predicted model, not a curated record
AUGGAGCUGAUGGAAGGUCAACAGGGAGAGGCUGCACCUGCCCAGGCAGUACCAUCCCUGGUUUCAUCUCUUCCAGCCAGGUCUCCUCCUACAGUUCCUCGCCACCCUCCUCAAUAUUCUCCGCAACCAACGCCGACCAGUGCUGCCGAGCAAGAAAAGCGCAGAGAACAGAAGGGUAAGGAGCAUCUGGAAGAGACUCAGAAGCUAAGGGAGAAAGCUGAAAAGCUCAAAGAACAAGCCGAGAAAGCGAAAAUCAAGUCCGAACAGGCGAUGAAUGAAGCCGAGCAGAGGGGCUAUGAACUUGGGAUAGCUGAAACUGAGAAGGCCCUCAGAGCCGAAGUUCCGGAGGUGUGCCGCAUCUUCUGCGCGAGAACCUGGAGUGAGGCUCUAGACCGUGCUGGGGUCGAAGCUUCAUCGGAACUACGUAAGCCAGAGAACGUAUAUUACCCCGAAGCGAUACGCUCUUCAGCGCCUCAAUCGUACCAGGCUGAUACCCCUUCCCCAGCUAUUAACCCUAACGAGGAGGCUCUGCCUCGCAAUUCCCCUCCAGGAGCUUCCCCCAACAAACCCACCACUGCUUCAAAGGCAGAGACGGUCUCACAAGGUUUUCAACAAGAAUUGGACUCCACAGUUCAAUCAACUGGGGACAUUACCAAAAAGUAA